Bombyx mori (domestic silkworm) is the source of this 3051-nucleotide messenger RNA. RefSeq lists its product as uncharacterized. Gene Ontology annotation, cellular component: extracellular matrix. The transcript is spliced from 3 exons. The record is from RefSeq and is a predicted model, not a curated record. The coding region runs from base 84 to 2147 and encodes 687 amino acids. Gene Ontology annotation, molecular function: protein binding. NCBI's taxonomy places the organism in Eukaryota, Metazoa, Arthropoda, Insecta, Lepidoptera, Bombycidae.
GGCAUCUAAUCGGUCAGUGUGUACAGAACUUUCAUAAAGAAUAAAGGUAUUCAGUUUUGGAUACGAAAAAAAAAAAUACAUACAUGGGUAGUAUGCAAUUGGCUCGACCCAAAUUCGCGAGUAAAACCAGAACGUUAUCAGCUGUUACGAGGAACACGUCAUGCAGUCGCGGAUGGCUUCGUGUGGUGAUGCAAACAAUAUUCGCCGUAAUCACAGUGACUAGUUUCAUCUUAAUAGUCUUAAUGGCAAUACACAACUCCUCACUGUUCCCUGUCGGACGACCAGCCAUCAACUCUCGAUGCCAAAUCCAGAAUUGCAGAGUGGUCUGUAGAGAUGUAACGUAUCUCGUUGAUUAUGGAGACUUGAUUGUUUCAGCGGUGGCAGAAGCCGAGACGAGGUGCUCGAGAAUUAUUUUGGUGAUCAAGAAUUUCAUUUUUCGAAACGCAACUAUGCCCGAGAACUGGUUGUCAAAUAUACGAUCAAAUAUUCAAGAGAUAGCUAUAAUAAGAGGAAACCUCAUGCGCAUCCCGGCAGAUGCAUUCCGAAGCCACUUCGCUAGGAACAUAAGCACUAUUAUACUACAAAGCUUAACGCUAAGAGCAUGGGAAGACGGCAGUCUUGUCGGCUUAGCUAAUUUAGACAAACUGUAUAUCAGGGAUUGUAACAUCAUAGACAUACAACCGAGGGUAUUGAGCGAUGUGGCUCACUCGUUGCAAACGCUUACCAUAACUCAAAGUGGUUUUUGGCAUCCGAACACCAUCACGGGAAAAGAGAACUUGCCUAAAUUAGGUAUAGUAGAUUUUUCUUUUAACCAUUUCAAGGAUGUGUUGAAUAGUAAUAGCUUCAUUGGGCUCGGUAACUGCAGAGUGUUGUACCUAAAUUAUUGUAAAAUCACAAGCAUCGGACCUAACACAUUCGAUCGUUUGUUGAGCAUUGAAUAUAUUUAUCUAAAUAAUAACUAUCUUGUUACUCUACCGACGCAGCUGUUCGAUUCAAUCCUGCAAGUACGACCAAACAUGCGAGUCAAUUUACAGAACAACCAUUGGUACUGUUCUUGUACGAACAAAGACUUAAUGUCGUUGACCAGAAGCGACGUUUUAACAGGCGAUCCAAUUUGUGACCAUCCCUACGAAAUACGCGGCGUAACAUUUUCAGAGUUUUAUGAAAGCUGCCCUGGUCUGGAAGAAGUUCGCAGUUACGAUAUGACCUACUCGAACAGCUCCGUCGUUCACUACACUGUUGCUUAUGUGAAUGGAUCGUGUUACGAUGAUACAAACACACCAAACAACAUUUCAUUAAGAAUCAUUAAUUCUUCAGCGAACGGUCCUACUUGUUUUUCGAAUGUCUUCAAAGAUUUCAGUUAUUUUAAUUCGAAUCCGAUUAACGUAAUCCGUAAUGAGAAUAAAAACGAUUGGUUGAAGCUAACGUUUUUCGUAAAAUCAGAACAAUAUUCGAUAGUCGAAAUCGAUUCUUCGCGUGUCACAGGGUAUGGUCUGUUAUGGUUUCAGUCGACGUGCCCGAACGAAGCGUAUUGUCUGAAUGUCUUACCGAAUUUCUUACGCGUCUAUAAUAUUAACUUCACUGCCCGUUAUACUUUUUGCCCAAUACAAAUUAACAACGCUGCUGUCGAAGUCGAAGACUGUUUGACAUACGAUCUAUCAACGUACGCUAUUGAAACUCGUCAUGAUGAAGUACAAAUUUUAUUUUACGCUCUAACCGGAGUGAUUUGUUUGAUAUUUGGUGCACUUUGUGUGUACGCAAUGAUACGUAAAAACCCUAUACUUUUGAAGGGCAGUAAGCGAAUUCUGUUCGUCAAACAUAAAACUGUUGACGCCCUGGUUUUGCCUCCAAAAAUAUCUUUGAGGGAUUGCCAUAGACCUGUGGAGCAACACAAUCAAACUUUCAAUGAUAAAAUUUUUACCGUCUGUAGUACGGAAUGUAAUAAAUACGAUACACUGAGAUCUUAUAGAAGCAGUAUAAGUAGUACUCCUAGUUACGUAUCGGCGCUCGAACCUACCGAGGAUCAAUUAGCAAAUUGGCGUAUCGCUCAUCAUUUUAAUGACGAUCUGAGUGUGAGUUCGAAUUCUUCAUUAGCCACUGGCUUAUCCAGCGACUCUCUGUGUUAUUAUUCACUAGAUUCCGUUUGAGGCAUUUUUGAAGAGCAUUUUAAGAAAAUUAUAUAAAACAAUAAUCAUAAUAUAAACAACGAAAAAAGGAAAGGUACAAGCUAUUUUUGGAACGAAGUUCCUUAUGGGACGAUGCGGAGGGGUACCCUAACCGGGAAAAAACGUCCGUAACGUAAGAUUUUUAUUAGUAAUGCACACAGUGUACGACUUAACUUUGUAAUAACGUACAAAAAAUAACAUAUUUUUUUAUCAAUUAUUGACCACGAUCUCAGAGCGUUCGUUUGCGCAAUACACUAACUCUUAUGCAAACAACCGUGAACGAAGUGUACCACAAUAAGUUCGCACGUUACCGAAUGACCGUGGGUUGUUGCGAAACUUCCAGUUUUAUUUUCUUUAUAUCUCGAAUAGAACUUAAAACUAAUAUUUUUAUAAUAAGGAACUUCGUUCCUAUCCGGUGUCCCACGACACCACACAUCCUUUUUUUUUUAAUUUGUCUAAUAGCUUGUCACUUGGCGGCAAGUAUUUUCACGACAUUCCAACACGUGUCUCGUUUAACAAUUUAUCUAUCGGCAACAAUUCGAUCGUGAUAUUAAUUCGCGCCGAACUGAUUUAUCGGAGCCGUCUGCGGUUAGAGUGAAGAGACGUCGGUCCAAAUUUGUCAUUGUCACCGCAAUGAUUCAGUCUCAUAUAGUUGUUUUUGAUUACAAGCCGACUGACGGACGUGCAUUGUCUCUGCCAUUGGCUAAUUUCGUUUCUGCUCGUAUUUAAAUCGACUGUAGAAUGAAUAAAAUCGAUUAGUGUUAAAGUCUAUAGUCAAAUAAAACGUUUAUUUUAUUGUAUGUUGCAUUUGUUUAGUAUCUGAUGGGAGUGUUGGCGUCUUUUGUUUGUAUUUUAUUUGUGUGUAUAAUAAAUCAGCGUAUAAGAA